Lycium barbarum (goji berry) is the source of this 2545-nucleotide messenger RNA. Its product is annotated as probable myosin-binding protein 5. The record is from RefSeq and is a predicted model, not a curated record. The transcript has 5 exons. Lineage: Eukaryota; Viridiplantae; Streptophyta; Magnoliopsida; Solanales; Solanaceae. Gene Ontology annotation, molecular function: myosin binding. Bases 279 to 2099 code for a protein of 606 amino acids.
AAAAAAAAAAAAAAAAUUGGCCAUUUUGCUGUAUAUAGCUCAAAUGAAUGUCACCAGUUCACUUUUUUGAAACCUUUGAAUUAUCAAUUCAGUUUUAUUUAUUUUUCUUCCUCAUAAAUACAUACAUGCAAAUGAAGGAGCCAGAAAAAUGGUCAUCAUGAUCUGGGGUUAAUUUAUUUUACCUACCAAGAUCAUGAUCUAUCUCAUUUCAUAGACCCUUUAUUUCUAGUUUUGAAUCUUGGGUUGUUUUACAUAAAACCUUAUAUGUAAAUGUAGUAAUGGCUUCAGGAUCAUUCAAGUGCUUUUUUGAUCAGAAAUGGGGCAAAUUUACACUUUUCUUCCUAUAUGCUAUACUUGAAUGGGUGUUGAUCAUUGUGCUUUUUGUGGAUGGUUUUCUUGCAUUCUUUUCGUAUGAAUUCGCCAAGUUCUUCGAAUUGAAUAUCCCGUGCUUGCUCUGCACGAGGAUAGAUCACGUUCUCGUGCAUAGGACCUCGAAUUUCUAUUACAAUGAAUCCAUUUGUGAAAUUCACAAGAAGGACCUUUCUUCACUUGCAUAUUGUCAUGUCCACAAGAAGCUCUCUGAAAUCAAGAAUAUGUGUGAAGGCUGCCUUUUGUCAUUUGCAACAGAGAGAGAUGCUGAUUGCGAUAGGUACAAAUCUCUAGCUGGGGUUCUGCAAAAGGACAUUGAUUGCUUUGUGGCAGAUGAUGUAAGACUUUCUGUAAAAACAGGGAAGAAAGAACUAGAUGAGGCCAUCCAAAUUGAGAGGGGCAUAGUUGCGAGGUGUUCUUGUUGUGGAGAGCCUCUAAAAAUGAGGUCUAAAUUCUCCAGGAACGCAUCGAUUAAUGGAAGGUCUUAUUCUCAAGCUCCUGCUCCAUCUCCUCGCGCUUUUCCUCGAGCUCCAUUAUUAGGAACAUGGAGAACUAUUGAGGAAGUGCGCCAUCUAGAUUCACCUCGUGCUAGGUACACAGAGCUCAAGUUCAGCCCAGAGGAUGAAGGCCCCUCAAAUGGAGGUAAAGAGGAUAUGAAAGCUGUUGCUGUGCCAUUGCUACCAGAUUCUGAUAUUGAUUCCUCUUGCAAAACUCCAAAUAAUACAAGAAAUAGAUUUUUUGGAAUCCCAUUAUCCGACUCAGCUCAAGCAAGUCCUAGGUUGUCUCAUCAUAGGCCCAGAAAGUCAUGGAUUAGUGAUAAACUUGACGUCACUUCAGAGGCUAACGACACAAAUAGUGUAGCGAGCGAUUUAGAAGAUGACGUCGUGCAACGCUUAAAAAGACAGGUCCGUGUGGAUCGUAAGUCUCUGGUGGCACUAUACAUGGAAUUGGAUGAAGAAAGAAGUGCUUCUGCAAUCGCAGCAAACAAUGCAAUGGCGAUGAUCACUCGUUUGCAAGCGGAGAAAGCAGCUGUUGAAAUGGAAGCCUUUCAGUAUCAGAGAAUGAUGGAAGAACAGGCAGAAUAUGAUCAAGAGGCUUUGCAGUUCAUGCAAGAUGAGCUAUUGAAGAAAGAGGACGAGAUGAAGCUCUUACAAGUUGAACUCGAGACUUACAGAGAGAAAUUCGGACAUAUAAAGACGAUAGGUAGUGAGGUUUGUGAAGUUGAUGCUGAUGAAGAUUAUCAAGAACUGAAAUCUCAGUGUUUAUCAUCUAUUAGUGAGAGAUCAGAUUGUGUCAGCCCUGAUGAAGCGGAUCAUCAUAGAGUAAAUGAGCGCCUUUUUGAAUGUUCUGCGGAAAAUGGAGGGAUGAAUGUGGAUGAAUCACAACUUGAUUUUGAGAAACAAAGAUCUUAUCUAAUGGGAUUGUUGACAGAUGUUGUAGAGAAAAUCAAAACAUCUCCUGAAGAAGGACCUCGUACAUCCGUAUCCAACAUGAUCGAAGAAAGAGGAAAUGAAAAUAAGGUCCUUCUUACAAGAGAAGUUUCGUUAAUAAGAGAGAGGUUGAGAGCCAUUGAAGCAGAAAGCGGCUUCUUAAAACAUGCUGCCAUGACGUUACAGAGUGGCAAUGAAGGAAGCAAGCUCUUGACUGAGAUAGCUCAACAUCUGCAGAAGCUUAGACACACGACCAAUACCUCAUCAGAGUAUGCAGAUGCAGGGCGACAAUCCAAUUAAGCAGGUGAAAUUGGCAUGGAACGAGACAAUUCUGGUAUAGUCCAGCAAGCUUCUCACUUUACCUUAUAGUCCAAAUGGAACAAAUCGAGAAGCCAUGAGUCAUUUGGACCUGCCAAUUGAUUGAAUCAUAACAUUCUGAUGAUCGACUUUACGAAGAUCCCAUUAGAUUCUGGAAGCUACUCGAGUGGAGAAUGAAGCUGUUAAAUAGCCUAUAUGUAAACAUACAUGCAUGGUUUUCAUUUAUAUUACACACACAUCUAUGGAUAAUGAAAGACUUUCUCAUGGUUUUGAUUCUUCCACUGAGAUAUUUCAAAUAGGUUUUGAGUGCACUUGCAAAUUCACUCAUUUUCAUUGAAUUAUCAGGUUCAACUUCUGGUGCCAACAAAACCAAGUGAUAGUUCCAGCUAAUUUCAUUGAAUGAACUGAAUGCGCUGCCACGUAUAUUU